CUCUACGACUAUUGUGCAGACUGCAAACCUACAGAAAAAUAUUCUACGACUUUUGUGCAUACAGCAGGCUUGAUAACUUCAUUAAGAUGCGCUGGUUCCUGAUCACAGUGCUGGUGGCGCUUGCGACCCAGUCGCUGCAGGCGGAGUUGGUGGACGCCGACGGGGUUCAGGCUGCCGUGGAUGUCGAUCGUCGUGUGCUUGGGGGUCUGCUGGACGGUGUGCUGGGAAAUAUCCUGGGUGGUGCUACUGGUGAUAAGACAAGUGGUGGUCUCCUGGGUCUAGGGAAUUUUGUAACCAGCUUGACAGGAGCUCUGGGCAAACUGGUCGGCAGCCUGGUAGGAAAGGGUGGUCUUUUAGAAGGGCUUGACAAGGGUCUGGUGGGUAGCCUGGUCAGCACGCUGGCGAAAAAUUUCCCAAUCAACGUGGUCAUCCAGAUCGUCGGCCAACUCCUGUGUGUCAUUAAACAAUUAGGGCUCCAGGUGGUCAUUUAUCUGCUCCAGAGCCUGAAAGUGGACGUUAUGUUGUCUCUGAAUACAUUCCUCUGUACUGCUAACGGGUCCCGGUUGUUUGAUGAAGUUAACGGCACGGCGAAGAUUGAAGCGUCUGGAUGCCUGCUCAACAUUCUCAGCGAUAUUCUUCUAGACAUCACAUCAGUGCUGAGACUCAUACUCAAACUAGAUCUCGAUCUGGGACUUAAAGAGAUAUGCGAAAACCCCGUCGGAGGAUCCCUAGUGAAAGGAAUUUUUAAGCUGUUGGGCAAGGUCUUGAACCCUGAAUUGAUAACGAAAAUUUUAGCUAUCCUAAAAUCCGUUGAUUUAAACAACCUACCCGGCUCAAUAGAAAAGAUAAUUAAAAACAUCGAAUGCUUGCUCAAGUAUUUUGGCGUGGGCGUAAAACUCACUUUUCUGCUAGAUCUUCUUCAAGUUCUUGGUUUCAAGUUUGUCCUUGACGCCGAAGCCGUUUUCUGCAAUGCGUCUGAUGCUGACAUAAAAGCCGAAGCCCUUCUGAAACUGAAUCAAGCCAUCGGAGAGCAAGCCACAGCCAAAUGGAUCGAACAAGCAGGGUUAGCUAUCGUGCUUGAAAUCAUCAUCAAGGUGUUAACGCAACUACGGGAGAUCAGGCUGGAAGUGAUCCGGGCCAUCUUGUGUAUGAUGGUCAGCUUCGGCGUGGACCUUUUCAUGGGGGUGUUCAGAAGUGUGGCCGUCUCCGUUUUGCUUCAGUUGUCUGGGCUCGUCUGCAGUAGUCUGGGAGAGCCGGUGAUAGCCAGCGCAGACGCCAAAGUUCUGGCUGAACUCAUUAAACUCUGCUCUGGUCCCUCUAGCCCUGAAUGCUCGGCACAACUGAACUUCUCCUUCACCGCCACCGCCUGCGCUAAAGUCUGCGGCUACUGUGAGGGUAUGGGGGAAGCUAGUCCACAAGUUUACGGCGCCUUCCGUGAUGAAUGCCUAGACAAGUGUAGCACCGAAUGUCCUACCUUUGUUGGGUCUGCACCAGUGACAACUGAAUCACCAGGAGCAGGUGGCCUCAGCAGUGGGCGUUAACCGAGUGGCCCCCACCCACACAUGGCCCGUCACAGGCUUGGUGUAACAAAAAGUCUGACAAGGGCGAAAUUUAAAGA
Messenger RNA from Physella acuta, 1618 nucleotides. RefSeq lists its product as uncharacterized. The record is from RefSeq and is a predicted model, not a curated record. Lineage: Eukaryota; Metazoa; Mollusca; Gastropoda; Physidae.